Paraglomus brasilianum is the source of this 285-nucleotide messenger RNA. NCBI's taxonomy places the organism in Eukaryota, Fungi, Glomeromycota, Glomeromycetes, Paraglomerales, Paraglomeraceae. The record is from the annotation of a GenBank genome assembly.
AUGUCAUUAUUAUUCACCGGGAGUGCUCUUCAGCUCUUCUUACAUAUAAUCUCUCCCGAAGACAAUGAAAAUGAGUACAGGCAUGUGAUAUUACCCCGUGCUAUUGCCGAAUUUCUUCCGCGAAACAAGCUCCUAACAGAAGAAGAAUGGAGAAGUUACGGCCUUAAACAGUCUACUGGAUGGGAGCACUAUAUGAUUCAUUCCCCGGAACCUCAUAUUCUGCUUUUUCGACGAGAAAAGGACUAUCAAAUCAAAUAUCCUACUGAAAAGGGAAAUCAAGUCUGA